Danaus chrysippus (African queen) is the source of this 318-nucleotide messenger RNA. Lineage: Eukaryota; Metazoa; Arthropoda; Insecta; Lepidoptera; Nymphalidae. The record is from the annotation of a GenBank genome assembly.
AUGGGCCUGUGUUUAUCAUUUGACUGUGGGGACUGUGAUGGUUGCGUCAAUCCGUGUUGCUUGGCCCUGAGUGCCUGUUGCUUAGUACCGUGCCUAUGCCCCAACGCCUGCGGUGAUCAGAACAAGAAUCAACCACCAACUGUCAUCGUUCAACAGCCUCCUGUUGUAAUAGACCAGCAACAGCCAGGUUAUCCCUAUCCCCCUCCGGGAGGUUACCCUCCAGGUGGUUACCCUCAGGGCGGUUACCCCCCACCUCCAGGUGGUUACCCUCAAUAUCCCGGAUACCCACCUCAAGGCGGUUAUCCAAUGCAAAGAUAG